This is a messenger RNA of Somion occarium, 430 nucleotides long. Lineage: Eukaryota; Fungi; Basidiomycota; Agaricomycetes; Polyporales; Cerrenaceae. The record is from the annotation of a GenBank genome assembly.
AUGGGCAAGGCCGACAAAGCAUUCAAGACUUUCGUCAACAACAUCCCGAAUGACAAGCUCACCAGUCUGCCUGAUGCUACCCAGACACUAUAUCGAGACGUCGACUUCCGUCUCGACAUGCAGGGUAUGACAGCCGACAAGCCACCCCGGCAUAACCUCCAAGUCCAAAUCAACAACUCCACGACAAUCAGUACACUCAAGAAACAAGCUCCGAAGACUGUCUCCAUGUAUCAUGCCAGUAAAUCCGACACUCCGGCUGUCAUUCGUCAGGGAUUGUUGGAUGGGACGAACGUUCCAAGUUGAAUAUGUGAGGUGUGACGUCCACGUUCGGAGAUUACGUCGAAUACUUUGAUCAGGGUCUCUUUUUUUUUCAACUAGCCUGUAACUCCGUAGCCACAAAUUUUAGUGAAAUGACUGAGUUCUUGUUCUG